ACAACACGUGGAUUAGGGUUAAAUUGAGUAACCCUUUCUUAUUUACUGCCUCCUUCUUUCAUUUUGCUCUCAGUUUUUUCAUUUCCUCAUAUCUUUUCUCUCUGAAUUUAUUUUCUCUCUGAGUUCAUUUUCAUGGCGGAAGAAACGUUUGAUGGUGUAAUUCCAGUUACUGAGAACAGCAACUGCAAGUGCGGGAAAAAGGCAAAAUUGUUGGUUUCUUGGUCUGAAAAGAAUCCAGGCCGUCGAUUUUUCCGUUGCGAGGGGAAGCAGUGCUCUUAUUUUAUGUGGUAUGACGAAGAGUAUGCUCACCACAUCAAGACCAUGUUGAAUCAUCUGAAACGUCAAGAAUCUGUCUUGACUAAGGAGACAGAGUACUUGAGGGGUGAGGUUUUCCGCCUGAAAUACUUGAUGGAUCAUGCCAGUACUCUGGAUGCCAUUGAUAUGGAGAAGAAGCUGAAGGAACUGAAAGAUGACAAAGGUAGCUUGGAGGGCAAAGUGAAUGAUCUGAAUAUGGAGCUGAAAAUGGAGCUGAACAAGAAACUGGUGGAGAUGCAGCAGUAUGAGAAAGAGAUCAAGGAUGUGAAGAAGCACAAGGAAUUCUGCAACUACAUUGCCAUUGUUGUGAUUGUACUGUUGAUCAGUUAUGUUAUUAUGAACUAGUAGUAUUAGGUGUAGUUGGAGGUUAAGUAUGCACUAUAAUGUUUAAGUGCUAAUUUAUGUUAUCUUAUGUACUAAUGAUGGUGAAUUAAGUAAGUACUCUUUGUUUAAGUAAUGUUGGGAUGUUUUAAGUAAUGUAUUAAGUCAGAUAUUAUCUAUUGCAGUUGUUGUUAAUUUAUUUU
Molecule: messenger RNA, 839 nt
Organism: Mercurialis annua (annual mercury)
Lineage: Eukaryota; Viridiplantae; Streptophyta; Magnoliopsida; Malpighiales; Euphorbiaceae
Exons: 2
Coding region: 133-660 (175 amino acids)
Molecular function (GO): zinc ion binding
Source: RefSeq, a predicted model, not a curated record